CCCCAAAUAUGUUUGGGUCUCCCAAGAAAGCUGGGACUGGCGGUAACGAGCAAGUAAAUAACUUGAAAAAGAACCGUUCAAUGCCCCAAGGAACCAACCAACAUAAUUUCCAGGGGGUGAUUUUGUUUUUAGAAGAGCUGCUCCCCUCUGUUAGGCCCAGCCAAGUCACAUUUUUGGACGUCCGUGGGCUCUGAUCACCACAGCCCUCCUUUUCCGAGAGCCUACCUUACUCUCUCAAGUGCAUUACCUUGUUUUUUCUCUUGCUGGUUGUCACCUUAUCCCUGAAAGAAUGAACAGCUUGUAUCAGUUUUUAGCAGCUUAAAAUAUGACCUAUCAGGAAUAUUUGCAAGUGAAAAUAACAAUGGUCCUUACACUACCACAACAUUUGGUGGUGGGAGUUCCGUUGCAGGUCUCAGCUAUAACAUAGUCAUUUAUGAGGGAUCUUACAAAUAGUGUGUAAUGGUAUUUAUAUUUGUGAGUGUUGCACUUUUUCCAUAGAUUUAGAGCGGCUUUCAGGUUUAUUUCAGUAAUAAUGUCCUUCUCACAUUACAUUGUGAAGUGUUUACUUGAGUCAGGGAGAGAGUUUAACGGGGUUAUCUGUUGGGGUGCCAUGAAUGCUGAUGAUGGCCUGCAGAGUGUGAACAUCAGCCCCAUUGCUACAGGGGUGGACAGGUGGAAAACCUCAGACUUGACAAACCACCUCUGCUAGAUGUGUCUUGGGAAUCUAGAAAUUACAGUGAAUAUUUUAUGGAAUAUCAGUGAGCAGACAGCAUUUCCCACUUUCCUAUCUUACCUUGAGGGUAAGACUUAAAGGUAUAUAUGUAUUUGUAAUUUGAAACCUGGAUUCUUCAUUGUUUGAUGUAUGCAGUAUGAUGUAACAAACUAUAGAAAUGAUCCCUGAAAGUAUAGUCUUUGAUGUAUGGAGUAUGAUGUAAGGCACAUUUUAUAUCUGAGUCAGUGGUUUCCCUUGGAGUCAUUCUACUUGAUUGAACCCAUUUAAGUCAUUUUAGAAAAUGGUGGUUUGCUAUUAAAAUUAAUUGGAGAGAAUACUUGGUCAUUCUAUUAGGAAAAAGAGACUGAUGGAGCAUGGUGUUUUAUGGAUUCUGUUACAGGGCUUAUUCCUCCUUGAAUAAUGUAUUUAAAAAAUUAUUGUCCAUUCGAUUACAUUUUUUUUAUUUUCCUACAAGGCAAGCUCCGUUUUAGUCCUGUAGGUCAGCCUUUGUCACAAACUCUUUUGAACUAAGAUUUGCCUAGUUGAAUAAAUAAGGUCCAUUUGUGUCUACACUGCACUAUGAGACCAGGAGAAAAAUCAUCUAAGAAGUCAUUCACUCUUGCUAAAAAUUGAACUAAACAUAAAUUUUAUAUGAUUCAUUUGUUCAGCAAUCAUAAGUGCUGUGUAUAACUAUAUAUUUUUGGAUAAUUUCUUAGGGUUCAGCUUAAAAAUAUAAUUUGCUUACUGCAACUAAAUUUUAUCUACUAUGGUUAAAUCUUUGUGGUUUUAAAAGAUAAUUUUCACUAAAUCACGCAGAUUUUGCUCUGCAAAUGCUGGCUGAACAAAGUAUUGAGCUAAUAAAGAGAAUUAAUAAUUUUCUACUAUCUAAAUACUCUUAAAAAUCAGUGAAUUUGGAAUGUUUUUCAUUUAUGUCAUAGAUCCUGAUCCUGGGCACCUGUGGAGUUAGUAUCUCUCCGGUCAAGAGAUUUUUCAGGCCUCAGACUUCUAAUGGUGAGGGUUAAGUAGAAGAAUUUGGCGAGGAUUACCCGUCGGUUCUUGUCCAGCUUGCUUUUUGAAACACACAUUCCCCUGAUAUGAAUAAUUUACAUUUCAAGCCCUACGAGGGACAGAGGGCCGCGUUGCUCCCUCUUGGGAGCAGCAGUGCUAAAAUCAAAGCAGGCAGCUGCGGGACCGCUAUAGCCGGCCCUGCGCUCGGGCCCUUCCCGGGCAGGAAACGCGUCGCUAUCCCCGGCUGCGCCCAGGCCGGCGGGCCCAGCAGCUGCGAACCGCCGGCGCACCACCUGUUUCCGCGCCCGGGGACUUCCCCGGCAGGGCUCAGAAGUGUGGGGUCGGUCGCUUGGCUUCCCCUGGCGUCAGCGACCCAGGGUAACCUCCUCCACUGCUGCGUGCCGUGCAGGCCUGCCUGUGUGAGAGCCACGUGUGCCGCGCUCUGGGCACAGCCUUGGAAAGUCAGGACCGCGACGGCAGCAGAGCAGAAACCUUACAGAAACAUGAAGCCCUCAACCAUCUGCUACUCAGUUAUUCGGGGCUGACGGCGGCUUCUAGAACAUCCAGGUGUUCUGCAGAUGCGAGAACUCAUCCUGUAGUCACCAGAUGGAGUCCCAAACAGCCAAACAGAUACAAGGCCUGUGCUGUGGCUCUGAGGCCCUGAAUACAGAAGGGUCACUUUCUUAGUGGCCAAAGAGCAGUUGUUGACAUUGAUGUCUAAUUAUUGAACACAACCAGUCAUUUUACUGAGCUGCGGUGAGGAAACACUGACCAUAGAAGAUCAAGCCAAAUUAGGGAUUGCAAAUUUCCUGAUUCUUUUGAAUUAGGAUUCCAGAUGGGGGCCUCAUUUCUAUAGCCCCCAACAUUCCUAUAGCCAUUAUCACUGCCAUCACCACUGCCACCAGCAUCUUCUUGCAGACUCCACCCCUGAUCCCCAGAGACUUCCUGCUUUGAAAGUGAGCAGAAAGGAAGCUCUCAGAAAAAUCUCUAGUGGUGGCUGCCGUCGCUCCAGACAAUCGGAAUCCUGCCUUAACCACCAUGGGCUGGCUUUUUCUAAAGGUUUUGUUGGCGGGAGUGAGUUUCUCAGGAUUUCUUUAUCCUCUUGUGGAUUUUUGCAUCAGUGGGAAAACAAGAGGACAGAAGCCAAACUUUGUGAUUAUUUUGGCCGAUGACAUGGGGUGGGGUGACCUGGGAGCAAACUGGGCAGAAACAAAGGACACUGCCAACCUUGAUAAGAUGGCUUCGGAGGGAAUGAGGUUUGUGGAUUUCCAUGCAGCUGCCUCCACCUGCUCACCCUCCCGGGCUUCCUUGCUCACCGGCCGGCUUGGCCUUCGCAAUGGAGUCACACGCAACUUUGCAGUCACCUCUGUGGGAGGCCUUCCGCUCAACGAGACCACCUUGGCAGAGGUGCUGCAGCAGGCGGGUUACGUCACUGGGAUAAUAGGCAAAUGGCAUCUUGGACACCACGGCUCUUAUCACCCCAACUUCCGUGGUUUUGAUUACUACUUUGGAAUCCCAUAUAGCCAUGAUAUGGGCUGUACUGAUACUCCAGGCUACAACCACCCUCCUUGUCCAGCGUGUCCACAGGGUGAUGGACCAUCAAGGAACCUUCAAAGAGACUGUUACACUGACGUGGCCCUCCCUCUUUAUGAAAACCUCAACAUUGUGGAGCAGCCGGUGAACUUGAGCAGCCUUGCCCAGAAGUAUGCUGAGAAAGCAACCCAGUUCAUCCAGCGUGCAAGCACCAGCGGGAGGCCCUUCCUGCUCUAUGUGGCACUGGCCCACAUGCACGUGCCCUUACCCGUGACUCAGCUACCAGCAGCGCCACGGGGCAGAAGCCUGUAUGGUGCAGGGCUCCAGGAGAUGGACAGUCUGGUGGGCCAGAUCAAGGACAAAGUUGACCACACAGUGAAGGAAAACACAUUCCUCUGGUUUACAGGAGACAAUGGCCCGUGGGCUCAGAAGUGUGAGCUAGCGGGCAGUGUGGGUCCCUUCACUGGAUUAUGGCAAACUCGUCAAGGGGGAAGUCCAGCCAAGCAGACGACCUGGGAAGGAGGGCACCGGGUCCCAGCACUGGCUUAUUGGCCUGGCAGAGUUCCAGUUAAUGUCACCAGCACUGCCUUGUUAAGUGUGCUGGACAUUUUUCCGACUGUGGUAGCCCUGGCCCAGGCCAGCUUACCUCAAGGACGGCGCUUUGAUGGUGUGGACGUCUCCGAGGUGCUCUUUGGCCGGUCACAGCCUGGGCACAGGGUGCUGUUCCACCCCAACAGCGGGGCAGCUGGAGAGUUUGGAGCCCUGCAGACUGUCCGCCUGGAGCGUUACAAGGCCUUCUACAUUACCGCUGGAAAAGAAGUGCCUGCUCUCAACUCAAGAACCAAUGGCAUCAUCAGUGGAAUUCAAAGGAAGUCCCAUGAUUCUAAAUGAUUCUCAUCUUGGUAUUUAAAGUAUUGCAUGUCAAACUUUAGGUAAGUUAACAGUGAUUUAUAAAAUGCAGUUCCCUCUGAGUUGAUUAAUGUCUCAGGUUACGCUUUCUGAUUUUCAAAAAUAGAAAGACAUCUUCUUUGUACAGCAAAUGCCCUAUGCUCUUACAAAAGGGAAGCAUUUAUACCACUUUUAUUAGCAUUUUCAAGCAAGAAAGAGGUCUUGCUGGGGAAGAAACCAUGAACUGUUCAAUGAUCUGCAUUGCUGUGUGGUAUAGAACACUCCCUCCAUAUCCCAUAAAAGGUGGUCAGCUCUGUGACCACCUCGUCCAUACUGGGAGGUCUGCAGUUGGCAGGACUUUCAUGGAGAUUUCCACCCUUGACUGCUCAGAGCAGACUGCUAUGCUAGCAGGAAAUUAACUUCGAGCCCCUGUCUGGCCAAGCUCUUUAAAGGAAACAGCGUGCAAUCUCUGACACAACAGGAAUGGGCAUGACACAAACAGACAGAAAGAAGGAAAUUUACAGCUGCAUUAGAUACCAAGUGUGAGGGAACAGGCGAACUCUGUAUAGCUAAUUUACUUGUAGUUUAUGAAGUCAAAAUGCAUUCAGGAUUUGUGUGCUGAAGACAAUUAGAUGAGUGAUUGUGUCUUCCUUCCGUACCCAGCAAGGAUUUAUAAAAUCAACAGUCACAGUUUCCAUCUUAUUUCUUUGUUCAGAAAAUAAACUAGAGGAUGAGAACAGAUAAGGUGACUCCUGGCCUCUGGGGAGUGUAUAUUCAUGAUUUUGGUAGGGCGGAGUCCUCUGAAGGUUCCCAAGUGAGGACCUGGUCGUGUCACUGAAGCACAGCUCUGACCUGUGCAAGGCUGUCCUAUGGGACAGAGAGGGCUGCGGAGUGAGUCUGACUGCCCGCAUGGACAGGGCGGACCCACCUUUGCCCACCCAGGCCACAACCUCAGGUAACACUCUCCGUGGCAACUCUGGGGGCUAAAAAUGAUCAUCUCCAUUUUACUGCAGUAGAAAGGGAGCUCAGGAGAAGUUGAGGUGAUAAUUAUAAAUGUGAGCAUUUAAAACACCUUGGGCUGUAUCUCCAAAGAACAUCAGAGGUCUAAAAAGACACAGUUUGCUCCUGGUCUUUCAGAAGAAAUACUCAACCUAUCCCUGGAUCCUUUCAUAAGGAGGCAUUCUUUUAUCUGAGACAGAGGAAGUCUCUGCUAUUGUUUCUAAUUUUUCUUGAGAUAAAAUCGAUUCCCUUUACAAACAAUAUACACUGUCUCUAACAGGGAACACAAAUAGCCCUGCACUUUUAAACCUUAUUUUCUCUCUGUUUAAGCUGCAGAAAGUAAGGCAACCAGUGAGUUUUCUGAACUACAGAAAAACAACUAUAUUUGCUAAAAAAUAAGAGUAAAUGGUGGCUAAGUAUGCUGGCUCAUGCCUAUAAUUCCAGCACUUUGGGAGGCCAAGGCAGGCGGAUCACUUGAGGACAGGAGUUCAAGACCAGCCUGGCCAACAUGGUGAAAUCCUAUCUCUACUAAAAAUACAAAAAAUUAGCUGGGUGUGGUGGUAGGCACCUGUAGUCCCAGCUACUCAGGAGGCUGAGGCAUGAGAAUCGCUUGAAUCCGGGAGGCGAAGGUUGCAGUGAGCUGAGAUUGCACCACCUCACUCCAGCCUGGGCAACAGAGUGAGACUGUGUCUCAAAAAAAAAAAAAAAAAAAAAAAAGGAGAAACAUCUGUUUGCAAGGGAGGGUGCUCAGUCCUGAAGCAACCCUGUCCUCUGGGGGUCAAGUGUGCAACAGGUGUGAGGAGUAAGUGGCAUUUACUGUCCCUCCCCUCUCUUCAGAGAAACUGAGAGCCACAGGCAGCUUCUAGCUUUCUGCAUGCCCGAUGUCCCUCCCCAAAUCCCUGAAGGCUCAGCUCAGGCCCUGCCAGCCUCAAGCUCUAUGCAGAUUCAGGGGCCUCUCAUUCCUGAUCAGAAGAGCACAUGCUCCCUUCAACUGUGUCCGCACCCCAGAGUUAAACAUGGUUCCACCCCUGACAAAGGCUGCUGGUGCACCUGUCUCAGACCACCUCAGACAGACUGUUGAAGGGAACUCGUGACAACUAGAUUUUGGGCUCCUGGUAUGAAGUUGCCUAAUGGUGCCUACUAUGGUGCCAAGCACAAAGAAUGUCUGCAAUAGAUACUUGUCCAGAUGAUUUCAGCCUCUCAUUUCUAAGGGAAAAACUUACCACCCACAGAUUCUUCACGUACCGUCUUCCAUUUCAGAAAAUAUGCUUCAAAGUCAUUAUCUCACAGAACUCCCUAACAGCCUCAAUGGCUUUGUUCUUUUAUUUAUUUAUUUAUUUUUAAUUUAUUCAUUGUUUUUUGAGACAGAGUCUCCAUCUGUUGCCCAGGCUGGAGUGCAGUGGUGCGAUCUCAGCUCACUGAAGCCUCCGCCUCCUGGGUUCAAGUAAUUUUCCUGUCUCAGCCUCCCAAGUAGCUGGGAUUACAGGCAUCCGCCACCAUGCCCAGCUAAUUUUUGUAUUUUUUUGGUAGAGAUGGGGUUUCUUCAUGUUGGUCAGGCUGGUCUUGAAUUCCUAACCUCAGGUAAUCCACCCGCCUCGGCCUCCCAAUGUGCUGCGAUUAUAGGCGUGAGCCACCGCACCCAGCUAGCUUUGUUCUUUUAAAAUAUCCUUUUGCCAUGGCUGAAAUGUGAAAGCACCAAAAUCAACAGCCAAGGGCCAUUUAUAGAAUUGGAAUGAAGAGAAGGCAUCAGAAGUAUUUCAUGCAUGGCAGUUCCUGUGCUGGUCACUUUCACAAACAUUACCUUGUUUAAUUCUCAGCCAACCCUGGGAGAUGGGUAUUAUUCAUAAGGGAACCAAGGUUCAAAAAGUCUAGGUGACUUGGAUGGCACCCAGAUAGAUCUUGAAAUUCAGUGAAAGCCAAAUAACUCAGAAACAGCAAAUAGAAGCAGUUGUUCAAUUAUACUAAACUGAAAUAUAAUAGAAGCAGUUGUUCAAUGAUACCAAACUGAAAUAUAAUCUGCAAAUAUUAAUCUGGAGUCAUUAAAUGUACAAGUUGUUCCAGUGUGCUGACUCCUCACCCCACCACACAACGAAGGAAUUCUUUCUUGUUUACUCCUAGCUUGAUGAAUUCAUAUAAUGUCAUCUGCUAUUUCAAUAUAACAAAUCCAAACCAUUCCUCUUCUUAUACACCAGGAAUGUAUUAAAUAGUGUUAAAUCCCGAGAAUUCAGUAAGGUUUAAUAUCCUAGCAUAUCGUCGAAGUAGAGAGAUUUCUUUGUCAUGUAAUAAAACAUAUUCUUUAUGGUUCAGAUUGUCUUUUUGCUGGCCAUGCAGACACGCCAAGUUGAAACCUGCUUCUAAUUAUCACACCUACUCUGUACUGAACGAACCACAAAAAACAAUUAGGGGUAAACACUUUUCAACAUCAGAUGCUUGAAAUCUUUUACAUGUCUACCUUACGUGCCUUGACACAUUUGCUGAUAUGGGUCCCAGACAAAGGGUGUUGUUAUUCUUGGACUGCAAUGAAGGGCACACAGCCCCCCUGCAGGACACACAGCCUGACAUAAUUUGAAUCUGCCACCAUUAAGACAAAGCUUCGAGAUAAACCUCACUAAGACUCAAAAAGCAAACACUGCUUCACGUUCGCAAUUUGGAGGAAAAUAAAGCUUGGGAAAGAAGCACCAGGACAUGAAAUUUGAGGGACAUUUAUUCCAUUUUUGGAGCUCACCUGU
Messenger RNA from Pan troglodytes (chimpanzee), 7869 nucleotides. It is a transcript of the gene ARSG, whose product is annotated as arylsulfatase G. The transcript has 12 exons. NCBI's taxonomy places the organism in Eukaryota, Metazoa, Chordata, Mammalia, Primates, Hominidae. Gene Ontology annotation, molecular function: arylsulfatase activity. The record is from RefSeq and is a predicted model, not a curated record. The coding region runs from base 2759 to 4144 and encodes 461 amino acids.